CUUAGGGGUCAAUCUUCUUCACAAAAAGAUGGCGGACGUACGGUUGUGGGGUUAUAAGAUAUACAGGAUAUGUGGAGCGUUAAUAUUGGUGCUACAGUUGUCAUAUGUUGGUUUAGGUCUGCGCUGCUACUGUAACCAAUGUCCACAAAUGAGUGACUUGCCAAGCAACUCGUGCAUGGCCCGACCCAACAGCAAGUGUUUCACAGCAGUCACCAUUAACUAUCUGGAGGAUGAGACCACCGAGUCUUGGGACUACGGCUGUCUAGGGGAUGAUGAGAGCACCCUGUUGCAGUGUAAGGGAGACCUGGUGCCGCACCAUGUGCCAAAGACGAUAGCAUGCUGUGACAGCGGUGAUGACUGCAACUGGGAACUGACACCCAAAGUGGUGGAGCGAAGCACAACACCUGUACCAGAGUACGAGGUGCCCAAGAAGUAUGAAAACAUCACCCACAUUGCGCUGCUGAUAUCAGUGACUGUGUGUUUUGUGAUUCUCAUCAUCACUGUCACCUUUGUGUACCUCAGGUAUCGUAAGCGUGAGCUGGAGAGGGAGCAGAUCCUGGAAGAAGCAGAGAACGAGACGUUCAUUGGGACAGGGGAGACGCUACAUGACCUCAUAGAACAGUCCCAGUCUUCUGGCAGUGGCUCAGGGCUUCCAUUACUGGUUCAACGAACAAUUGCCAAGCAGAUUCACCUCAUCAAGAGUAUAGGCAAGGGGCGUUAUGGUGAAGUUUGGAAGGGCAAGUGGAGAGGGGAGAAUGUUGCUGUCAAGAUAUUCUUCACAACAGAAGAGCAGAGCUGGUUCCGUGAAACCGAGCUCUACCAAACUGUCCUCCUAAGACAUGACAAUAUACUCGGUUUCAUCGCUGCUGACAUCAAGGGGACAGGGUCUUGGACUCAGUUGUUUCUGAUCACGGACUACCAUGAGAAUGGAUCCCUAUAUGAUUACCUCAAGCUUCAUACACUGGACACCCAUGAGAUGCUGCUUCUAUGUCACAGUGCUUCCUGUGGCAUCUCUCAUCUCCAUACAGAGAUAUUUGGCACCAGAGGAAAGCCAGCAAUUGCCCACCGAGACAUCAAGACAAAGAACAUCCUGGUAAAGAAGAAUGGUACAUGCUGUAUCGCCGAUCUGGGCUUGGCUGUCAGAUACAUCAGUGAAAGCAGUGAGGUAGAUAUUGCUCCCAACACUCGAUCUGGUACAAAACGGUACAUGGCGCCAGAGGUGCUGGAGGACAGAGUCAACAAGAACCACUUCGAUGCCUACAAACAGGCUGACAUGUACGCCUUCGGGCUGGUGGUGUGGGAGGUGGCAAGAAGGUGUAUAAUUGGAGGGAUAGCCGAGGACCAUGCGCUGCCCUACUUCGACUGUCUUCACAGCGAUCCCAGCUUUGAGGAUGUCCGGAAGAUAGUUUGUGUUGAACAGAUCCGACCAGCCAUACCCAAUCGAUGGAUCUCGGAUCCCUACAUGAAGAUCCUGACAAAGGUGAUGAUCGAGUGCUGGAGCCCUAACCCAGCAGCCAGACUCACAUCAUUGCGUGUUAAAAAGACACUGGGAAAGAUGCUGGAGAGCAUUGAACUCCACACAAAGCUGUCGUCUCAGUCAUGAUGACAUCGGGCAGACAGGAGCUAAACUUAAUCAGGGAAUGCUGAAUAUAUAGUGCUGUGUACAGAUGCUUGUUCUCACGGAAGAGGAGACCACUUGUCCCACCGACCCAGCGUGCAACUGAACGCGGAGUGCGGAGUCAGCCACGUCCAUGCCUCUUGUCCCCGACGAAUGUGGCAGCACGUGUAGCGUGGAGUGCACCCUGCUUUGUGCAGGCUGCACAGUCAUGCAUGUCUGGUUUCAUGCAUUUUGUAAACUGAUUGCUCAACCACAGGAAUAUAUGAAGUCAGGAUAUGGUGUAUUCAGAUAAGGGUAGAUCAGGCAGACUUCAGUGAAGGAAUCAUUAGAUCUACACCAAAGUUAAUCAUUGAUUCAAUUGUUUUCAUGGAAUGUUUGGUUUAAUUUGCUGAUAUCAUAGGUCCAUUCAUCGCAUAUUGUGUGAAAUACACUUGAAACUGUUUUGUUUUUAUCUAAACUGAUUUGAUACCUUCGUGGAUGGACCCAGGCUUUGUUGGUCUAAGGGAGAUAACUCUAUUUGCUACAAAUGAAUAACUUCUAUUUAACAUACAUGCCGAUCAGUACUGAGAAAAUUAUUCUUUCAUCCUAUCCAUUGCUCCCUUCCUUUUUACAUCUCUGGAAUUAUUCUCAUUUUUUUCUUAUGCUAUUUUUAAAGCAUAAAUCCUUUCACUCUUGUGAUUACAAACUUGGAUGUGUUUAACCAUCUUUGGGAAAUUGAGUUUAUGGGUGCACUGCCAAAUGUUUAUCACAAGUUCGAAAGAGAUUGAGAAUGAUGAAAUUGGUACAGGUACAAGUCAAAAACAUUUCCAUACUUGCCGUUAAAGGCGACUUUGCUUGUCGUAAAAGGCGACUAUGAGAUCGGGUGGUCAGGCUCGCUGACAUGUCAGCGAUCCCAAUUGCGUGGAUCGAUGCUCAUGAUGUCAAUCACUGGUUUGUCUGGUCCAGACUCGAUUAUUUACAGACCGCCAUCAUAUAGCUGGAAUAUUGCUGAAUACGGCGUAAAACAACAAACCAACCAACCAACAACAAAAAGAUUUACUGAAGUCUUCGUCUUACUGGAUUAUCUCCCUUUGACCACAGUCUGCCAUUGAAUGAGCUUGAUCAAACUUAUAGGAUAGACUUGCUCUAGCGAACUAGUGACCUUAUCUCCCACCAAGGACAGUCUUUAAAUGGCAUUUUAUAAUUUAUUUACAAAAUUGUUUCAUUGAACCAUAUAUGAAUCAGCUUUACUCUAUUCAUCAGCAAGAACAAACCUACCACAUCCCUCUUUUUAUACCCAAUCACAUAAUGGCAAUAUGUUGUUUUAAUUCUAAGCAUUAUUUGAAUGACUGCAAAUAUCAUUUGAAUUGUUUUAUUUCCAUGCUCAAUAAUUGUUUGUGAUAAAUUAUAAUUUAUGUGCAGACCUGUUUGAAAAGAAAAUGGCAUGGAUGCCAUUUCCGGUACAUAUGAUAUGUAUGAGUCUUGUUAAAUGAUACGAAAUAGUGGAUAUUGAAUCUAUCUUAAAUAUAAGGCAGAAAUUGUCAGUUCAGUGUUGAAAAUCUUCAAUUUGUAUUUAUGAGAAAUGUUUUUCGUUGGCACCAAUGUUUCAAUGCUUAUCACAUAUAGGUCAGUUAGACGUCAUCUUUGUACAUAGGAACCUAGAACAUUAUUCAAAGUGUACAGUUUUCAUAGCAUAAAGCAUCACGAAGUCCAUUUCCAUGGUAACAUACAACUCUUGUACAUAGGUCAUUCUGACGUCAUAGAUAACCCAAAUUGUAUUUAUUUUUAUGUAGUUUACUGUACCAUAUCAAGUCACAAUAGCGGUUCUUUUAUGAAGAAACCUCUGUUUGUAUAUAUGUACAUAUAUAUAUGUGUUUUUCCCCCCGACAGCCCAACUGUGAAAUAACAUGCCAAACAUUGCUGUACUUGAAGUCUGUUGUCCCAGUUUUACAUAGUUUUAGCAUACUCAUUUUAAUCAAACAUUGAUUGUGCAAAUAUGAAUGAAAUCAAACUGUUUUAAGUGUUACUGAGAAGUGAUUAUGGCUGUAGCAAUAUUUGUACUUAACCAGACGAUGCCAAUUUUGUGAGUUAGUUAGUAAUAUGUUUCUUAAACAUGCCUCAUCUUGUUGAGUUUUAGAUAUCUGAUAGUUAUGUCUCAUGCAGUAAAUGAAUGUACAAGUUUGAAAAACGUUCCAGAAAAUGUUAUGUCUGUUGUACUUAGAGCUGCUGGGUAAUCAAGUGAUACUGCAAUCUUUGCAUUUAUUUACAAUGGCGCAGGAAUAUCUUGCCCCGCAGAACCAUGUAGCAACCAUAGUGGUUGUUUCAACUUACGUAUGACACUGACACGUCACCCAUGUCACUCAGAUUACUCUGUGAGGAACAUGUGCACAUUAAGCUUCCAGAUAAAAUUAGCUUGGAAUUUUGAUCAAUUUGCACACUUUGUGCAGAAACAGUUUGAGUCUGCUUGUGUAAUCUUGUUUUGGGCAUCUUUUUGGGUAAAUUUCUCAUCCUAUUGGCAUUUCACUGACAUUACGUGAUGGAAAGAAAUUAAGCUUGGGAUUCAGAAUAGAAGCUGAAAUUAAACAUUACUGAAACAGAGCUUCUACAAAACCUGAUAUUUGGACAGGCAUCAAGUUUGCCUUGAUCUUGAAUUCACAUUUCACCAAAUCUCAAAGAUAAACAUACGGUAACUACAAUUUGGGGAUAGAGUUCUGAUGACUAAAAUUCAUUUGAAAGACAAGUCGUAGCCUUGAAAUAUGCCUUGUCCCCAUGUGAAGUGGGUGGCCUGUCAGUGUCAAGUACUCUUACCUCAGUCAGGUAGAUUGUAAGCAAUCUCGUAGAGGCUUCCAUUUCUGUUGUCAGUGGCUGUCGUCCGUCGCUGUCGUCCAGCUUCUUCAUGUUAUUCUCCUAGUCUUCCAGUCUUAUAGAUGCAACUGUUUAUGUCAAUUUCUGUCAAUCAGGCCAGUUGGAAUGUCAGUUUCCUUGUAUAAUUUGCCAGGUCGGAGGAAGAUUACAGGUGAUGUCGUGUUCAUUAACUUGAGUGUUAAAGUCAAUAGCUUAAUGAGUUAAUAAACAAAAUACAUUUUGUACCUCAUCUGAUCUUUUCAACAUAUUUAACAGUUUUUCCAACUUAAUUCAGUGAUAAUGUAACUAUGAAUUGUUUAAUGAAGUUAUACAACACUUAUGUGUUAUUCAUGAUGUUUCUAUCAUAGCUUGUAAAUGGCUCUUUAAGACAUUUUGUAAAGUCUUUUCAAUGGAUAAAUUAAUUUUGAAAAGUUAUCUAACAUUUUACAUGUUAGGCAGGAAUUCCUCCAGUGUUUUUUUUAAACUGAAUGUUGUCAAUUGUUUCCUGCUUAUUGUAUGAAAGUUAUUCCUUCAAUGAAAUAUAUAUAUACAUAUAUAUUUGAUAACAAUCAGAACCCAUACAGCAAUACAAUAGAUAGAUUUUGAUUUGGCAUUACCGUUAAAUUAUUUCAUUUGACCCUUUUCUGUUAUUGAGGAUAACAGGUGUCAUGUAUUGACGUAAACAAGACCUACUUCCGUGAAACUAUGUUUAACCAUCAGAUUCGAUUCUACUUCUUUAAAAAAUGUCAAUGGUGUGAUACCGUGAAGGGUACGUUUUAUGUAGCAAUGGAGUUUGUUUCUCUGUUUAAAGGUUCAUGACUUUCACAAAUCUCUUUCAAUGCUUUGCUGUGUAAGCCUUGCAAUAAUUCUAGCAUUUGUUGGCUAUAUUUGUAAUAUAAUUGUGCUUUGACAAAAACAUACUCCAUGACUUUGUGUAGACCAUGAGACAGUGAAAAUUCUGACCAUUAAAUUGUUUCACAAUAGAAAAAACAACAUUUUUCAGAUUGGGAAAUGUCUUCUGUUUAAAAUAAAUCCUGUAGGUUUCAGAAGGUUAAAUAGUUUCAUGGAAGGAAAAAUACUUGUUCUAUAUACAUAUAGCUCCAAAUGUAAUAAUCAUUAGUGAUCUCAAGAAAUGAUUGACAGCUUUAGGAACUGCUGCGUUAGACUACAUGUAUUUUGAAUGACUUACUCGUCAGGGAGAAAAGGUCUCCUACCCCCAACCCACCACCAGGUUUGCUACUUAAUUAUACAGUGUGUAAUCAUCUUGAGUAAUACAGUAGAUACUCAUGUGAUCAUCUAUGUAGCCUAUUAAUAAUAUUUUGUUGAGAAAAAAUCAAAAUGCUUACAUUUUUAUGGAUAAUUUACAUGAUUUGAAUGUAUGGAUUUUUAACCAGUUGUACAUUGUCUUUGGCUGUAAUAUGGCUCAAAGAGCUUUUGAAUGUAUAUUUUGUAAAUAUUUCUAUAACCACUGGGCGAACCUUGAUUUCUGUUAGCUUAUGAAGUGAGAUCUUGUUGAAGCUAGAAACAGGUCUUGUAUCAUUAGGAGGAGAGGGGCAUUUGUUUCAGUAAUUAAUGUGGGCAUGAAACGGUGAGUGGACAGUUUCUUCAGUGAGUGAGUUUGGCUUAAUGACGCUUUGAAAGGUUUCACAGUUGUGUCACGGUUUAUCAGCUCGAUGUGGGAUGGAAGUGAUGUAGGUCAUUGACUUUCGCCACUUUACUUCAGGACAAACCUGGGAUUUAGACCCACGAUCAUAGGUUUCUGGCAGGUCUAAGGGACGCAACUCUGCACUAAGAAUUGUGGUAUCUGAGACGUCUGGCCCAUUCAUACCCUCACCAAUUUCUUCAGAUAGGAAACGGUGACUGAACAUUUACAGUCACAAGCCGAUUUCUUUGUCCCACCUUUGAGCACUAACUUAUAGAAUAAAUGAACAAGCCUGCAAGCUACCAGAAGCCCUCUCUGGCUUUGAGCUCUGUUACGCUCAUGGGUAGAGAAUACUGUGGGGGGGACAGAAACUACGUUGUGGUGGUGUCGAUCAUUAUGUAUCAAUACUGUGGUGGUAGUAUGAUUUGUUUUUAUUCCCUAAAAUUAAGAGAUCGUGUGUCAUAUAUUCUGGUGUCAGAUCAAUCCUGUCCCGAAUUGACAACAUCCAGACCACAGGUGGCCUCAUGGUCUAAGGUACCACACGUCGCUGUGAAGAGUUGCAUACCUUUGCCAUGCCAGGAUCUGCUGAUUACAGUCCAGCGUCUUACCUGUGUCUUUGGAUUUCACCGGAGUGAUCAGGUCUACAGCGUGCGUCAUGUUGAGCUUUACUCUGACGUUAGGCUUUCUUGUUAUAAUGUAACUGAAAAACUGUGUAAAGCAUCAUGGAAACCACACCCUUACUGAUUAUUUCGCUGUAUUGGAUGUUGUAGCUCCAAUAAGCGCCCCCCAUAGCAACUUCUAAACCAAUCUGUAAGUAAUCUCUUUAUGUGCCACAUACUAAGCCCAAAAAUGUACAUGACAGUCCAUAAUUUUUUUGUAUAUUUCUGAGUUUUUACAGAAAACACAGCAGUGUAGAAAGGCUACAUGAUUGGCCAGUAACUACAGUGUAUAAUUGAAAAUGUUUUAGUUUCAUUGACUUUUGUUCUCUACCACUUGAUCUAGGCCAAUAAAUUAAACUUGUGUGUGUUUUAAUACGAGCCCCCGUUUCCAUUUACUAAGCACUCAAGGUGCUUAUUAUGAUGAAUAUGGUAUUGAUAAUAAGUACUAUGAAUGGUAUGAAUUUAUUCAUUCUGUGUAUAUUUCAUCUGUAAAGGAAGGAUUAAUGCUCCGUAAAAAUGAUCAGGUUUAUGUUAAAUAUUCAAGAAAAGAAAUCUGAAGUAGAUGUAUGCACAUUUUUUACUGACAAGCGCUUCGCUUAGGAUACCAUUAAUUAGCUUGUACUAUAUGGUACCUUAAGAUAAUACUGUCUCUAUUAGAGAGAUUACAUAUUGAAUCUACUACCACCACAAACUCAAUAUUAAGUUAUAUGUAAAUCUAUGUUAUCAAGUUCCGAGAAAUCCAUGUAACAGUGAAUUGUCUUGAUUCAUUGUUGGAUGAAAAUGUUUCUUUGCUGCCUCCAAAUUUCACAGAUUACCUCCCUUGUGUCAAAGAAUUUCUUAUACCAAAAGUGUGACCUUUUGACUGUUGUUGAUUCAGUCUGACAUCACCUCAGCUGCCCAGGUCACAAGUCUACAUGAAGCUUAGCCCAGAGGUAUUAAAAUGUGAAAAUAAACUUACAAUGUUGCAUCAAUACAAAAUUGAUCCAAUUUCACUGCAGAAUGGAAAUUGAAGAUCUGAUUGCGAUGUAUGUGAAAUUAAUUGAAAUUAACAACGAUAAUCCACACCAAAAUUUUACUUAAGCCAAAUAUGGAUUGGUAGUUGGGUAUUAUCUGCAAAUGCAUGUUGACAUAGGCCAGAGUGUGCCACUCUUCUUCUGAAGCGGAAUAUGGAGCCAGGGGCUGUCUAAGACUCUUAUUUUCAUAUACCUAUGCAGCAUUUUUAUUGCAUUAAAUGGUAUGUACUUUAUUUUGUAGAAAAUUAUGCAAUGAAUUUCAUUUUGCAAUAAAAUGUAUUUACCAAC
Molecule: messenger RNA, 8043 nt
Organism: Haliotis rufescens (red abalone)
Lineage: Eukaryota; Metazoa; Mollusca; Gastropoda; Lepetellida; Haliotidae
Product: bone morphogenetic protein receptor type-1B-like
Exons: 11
Coding region: 29-1603 (524 amino acids)
Biological process (GO): cellular response to growth factor stimulus; dorsal/ventral pattern formation; BMP signaling pathway
Cellular component (GO): signaling receptor complex; plasma membrane
Molecular function (GO): ATP binding; SMAD binding; transforming growth factor beta receptor activity, type I
Source: RefSeq, a predicted model, not a curated record